AUGGAGAACCAUCUCGGAAAGUACCGCAUCGCUAGUGUACGCCACGAUAAAAGCCACCCUACCAUAGUAACCAGCCACGCGUUCAGCCAUCGUGCCAUGCCCUUCUCCAUCCGUGAUGUCACCAGUUCAGAAGGUCAAAUGACCCAUCUGAAACGUAUAUUAAAUGUCGGGGGGAUGAAGGCUUAUAGCCAUGACAAGAGCCGCGAUAUUGGCAAGGUGGCGUCGGUGCUAUGA
Molecule: messenger RNA, 234 nt
Organism: Penicillium roqueforti
Lineage: Eukaryota; Fungi; Ascomycota; Eurotiomycetes; Eurotiales; Aspergillaceae
Exons: 3
Coding region: 1-234 (77 amino acids)
Source: RefSeq, a predicted model, not a curated record